Columba livia (rock pigeon) is the source of this 3614-nucleotide messenger RNA. RefSeq names its product KAT8 regulatory NSL complex subunit 3 (gene KANSL3). The transcript is spliced from 22 exons. Gene Ontology annotation, cellular component: NSL complex. Lineage: Eukaryota; Metazoa; Chordata; Aves; Columbiformes; Columbidae. Bases 132 to 3455 code for a protein of 1107 amino acids. The record is from RefSeq and is a predicted model, not a curated record. Gene Ontology annotation, biological process: positive regulation of transcription by RNA polymerase II.
CAUGCGCAGAGGGGGCGUGUCCGGCGCAGGCGCGGCCGGCGGCGCUAGGGCCAUGUCGCAGCGCGGGGGGGGGGGAUCGCGACCAUCGCGACCGCGAUCGCGACCGGGAGCUGCAGUGGUCGGCGCGCAGGAUGGGCACGUCCCUGCUCCUGCAGCUGUCGGCCCACGAGCGGGAGCUGGACCUGGUGUGCCUGGACCACAGCUACGCCAAGCCCUGGAGCGCUCACCCCGACGCCAGCGCCGCCCGGCCCGCCCGCCUGCUGUUCCUGACCCCGCGGCGGCAGCAGCCCGGGCCCGCCCUCGAAGCCGAUGUCCCCAUCGACGUGGAGACGGUGACGCCCACGCCCGUGCCGCUGUACGACAACCAGAAGGCGCGCAGCGUGAUGAACGAGUGCGAGCGGCACGUGAUGUUCGCCCGCACGGACGCCGACGCUCCCCCGCCGCCUGAUGACUGGGAGGAACACGUCAACAGGACGGGCUGGACGAUGGCGCAGAACAAGCUGUUUAAUAAGAUUCACAAGGCGCUGCAGUCUGACCGCCUGGCUCGUUUGGCUAACGAAGGGGCUUGCAACGAGCCCGUCCUGAGGAGGAUAGCGGUGGACAAAUGUGCUCGGAGGGUCCGCCAAGCUCUGGCGAGCGUCAACUGGGACACCAAACUGAUCCAGUGGCUUCACACGACGUUGGUGGAAACCCUCAGUUUGCCGGUACUGGCUGCUUACCUGGAUGCUCUGCAAACGCUGAAAGGAAAGAUCCCCACGCUGAUCGACAGGAUGCUGCUCUCCUCUACGGCCAAGACGGGGGCGGCGGGCGCCGAGGCUCUGUCGCUGCUGCUGAAGAGGCCGUGGGACCCAGCAGUGGGGGUCCUGUCCCAUAAUAAACCAAGCAAAUUGCCCGGUUCCCCCCUCAUCCUGAUCGCUUCCUCCGGACCCUCCAACUCCAUGUUCCCCACGUCUCGACGGCACCGAUUCUGGCAGUCGCAGCUUUCCUGCUUGGGAAAGGUGAUUCCCAUCGCCACCCACCUGCUGAACAACGGCAGCGGGGUGGGGGUGUUGCAGUGUCUGGAACACAUGAUUGGGGCGGUGAGGAGCAAAGUGGCUGAGAUUCACAGCCACUUCUCACACAAGCCGAUCAUCCUGAUCGGGUGGAACACGGGUGCCUUGGUGGCCUGUCACGUUUCGGUGCUGGAGUACGUCACCGCAGUUGUGUGCCUUGGAUUCCCCCUGCUCACCGUCGAUGGCCCCCGAGGGGAUGUUGACGACCCCCUCCUGGAGAUGAAGACCCCCGUUCUCUUUGUGAUCGGUCAGAAUUCCCUCCAGUGCAACAUCGAAGCCAUGGAAGAUUUCCGGGAGAAAAUCCGAGCGGAUAACAGCAUGGUGGUGGUGGGAGGAGCAGACGACAACCUCAGGAUAAGCAAAGCCAAAAAGAAGACGGAAGGCCUGACCCAGAGUAUGGUGGACAGGUGCAUCCAGGAUGAAAUAGCUGAUUUCUUGACCGGAGUCCUCACCCGAGCAGAGAGCCACUCGGGCUCCGAUCCCCGUGACCUGGAUGCUGAGAAGAAGAAGAAGCCGCGCGACUCGACCCGGAGGGAUCUGUCGUUCGACUUGCCCGAAAGAACCAGCAGACCCACCUCGCCGGCAGCUAAAGUGCCCGCUUCACCCUCAGGAUCUGAGGACUUAUCCAGCGUCUCCAGCAGCCCCACGUCGAGCCCCAAGACGAAAAUGGCUGCGGUGUCCUCCGGCCAGAAGCCCGGCCCCGUGGGCACCACGCAGCUGCUCAAGCGGCAGGUGCAGAGGGCGGACACAGUCCUGACACACAAACAGGCACAAGCUCAGUUUGCUGCUUUUCUGAAACAAAACAUGCUGGUGAGGAAAGCUCUUCCUCCUGGCACCUCUUCAUGUCUCUUUGUUCCAGUCUCCUCAGAGCACUCGGACGGGGCUGAGAAAGAUGAGGUGCGUGCGCAGCUGAAGAGGCAGCAGACCCCCAGCCCGACCCAGUGCACCAAACCCUCCAAACGAGCCAAAAUCAAGGUGACCAUUGUCUCUCACGGAGACGCCGCGGGCGUGGGGACCGGAGCAGCCCUCACCACCCAGGCCGAAAUUGUCGCUGGAAAGCCGGUCCCCAUGGCCGUGAGCCAGUCCGUAUCGGGUGCGAAGGAGCUGUCGGGGCUGCUCGCCACCCCCAAGCUGAGUUCGGCCGUAGAAACCUCCUCCUCGAGUCCCGCUCCGUCUGCCGCUGUCCCCAGCAGCACGACGCCCGGCGCGUUCCAUGCCCUGCAGAGCAGGCUGGUGGCCAGCGGCACCCACUGUGUGCAGGCCCAGCCGGCCAGCGCCCUCCAAGGAGCAGCAUCUGCCAGCAGCCUCCUACAAGGGCUGAGCUUCAGCCUGCAGGACAUCGGGACCAAGUCCUCGGCCCUUCCCGCUGGCGCGGCUGCGGCCGGGUCGCCCGUGCAGACCUCAGCUGUGAAGACACCCACGCCCAUCCAGACCCUGAGCGCCAUCACCACGGGCACUGGCACGAUUGUCCGCACCAUCCCGGUUGCCACCUCUUUGUCUCUGGGAGCCUCGGCCAGCGGGAAGCCCACGGCCAUUCACCAGCUGCUGACGAACGGGGGACUGGCCAAGCUGGCCAGCAGUCUGCCCGGCCUGGCCCAGAUCUCCAACCAGGCGGCAGGCUUGAAGGCCCCGACGACCAUCACUGUGACGCUGCGUGGGCAGCCCAGCCGUGUCACCACGCUGAGCCAGGCGGCCAUGGGGACCAUCCAGCCCCAGCCGGAGGAACAGCCGAUGCAGACGCAGGCACCGCAGGCUCCGGAUGGUGCGGUUGGGAACCUGCCGGCCCCGGCUCCGAUGGAUCUCGGCAAAGCCCAUGCCGGCGCAGAGACGGCUCCCGCCGACCCCCCGGCGCGUCCGACCGCCGCAGCACCCUUAGUGACCGCCAGCAGUCCCAUGAAGACGCUCUACGUCAUGUCGGACGCCAAGCUGUCUGCGCUCACCAAGUCUGCGAUGGGCGAGGUCCCGCUCAAACUGCCGGCCAUCCAGCCUUCCUCCUCCUCCUCCUCCUGCUCUCCCACCGGCGCCGUCACCUUCGCCAGCGCCGCCAGCAGCCUGCUCCACUCCAAGGUGGGACCUGUCCUUCAAACCGCUUCCAAAACCGUCAUCCUGACCUCUGCGUUGGCCGCGGUGAAGGGCGACAGGCCCCUCGGACACGUUGGGGACAAGCUCAGCCUGAGCAAGAGCGUCCCGGCCCUCGGCCACGCUCUGGGGACGGCGGAGCCGCUGGGGAGGGUCCCGCCCGCAGGGGACGAGGGGAGCGUUGGCCACGGCAGGGAAGCUCUGGCCAGCAGACACUUGCUGCCGCAGGCGGUGCUGCCGGGGGGAGCCGGCACCGCGCUCAUAGCGCUGGGCGGCUCCUCUGUCAUCGCCGCGGCGGGAACCGCGCUCGGCCAGAAGCCGUAGGGACCCCCCGGGACCCCCUCUGCUGCCACUGGGCGCUUUGGGGAGACAGAGCUCGGCUGUGGGGUGGGAGAGGAGCAGCCCCGUGUGGGGCUGGAGCGAACCAGGGCGUGUUUUUCUGGUUUUGUUGCUGUUUAAUAAAACUUUGUCAUUCUUUACCAA